AUGGACAAGACGUCCAAACCAGGAACGACGCCCGUCAACGUUUUCGCCAAACCAAUCGUGAUAUACCAGGCGCGCGCCCCCCAAACCCGUGCUAGUGGCGCCUGCGUCAUCGAUGGCCAACACGAUGCCGUGGAAGCCACACCCAAAAGCUCAAAGCGCGACGCGGGGUCGUUGACUGGCGACAGCGAGCGUGUGAUGGGCCGUCGAGCUGGCCACUGA
Messenger RNA from Colletotrichum spaethianum, 219 nucleotides. RefSeq lists its product as uncharacterized. NCBI's taxonomy places the organism in Eukaryota, Fungi, Ascomycota, Sordariomycetes, Glomerellales, Glomerellaceae. Bases 1 to 219 code for a protein of 72 amino acids. The record is from RefSeq and is a predicted model, not a curated record. The transcript has a single exon.